AUGCUCUGGCUCUUGCUCCUGAGCCUGUGGGCCCCCCUGCUGUGCCCCUCCCUUGCCUGCACCACGGGGGGCAGCGCUGAGUGCCAGAAGGCCCCACUGGUUCCCGGGUCCAACCUGGCGGGGGAGGGCUUCGACGUGGUCACCAUGGAGCGCAAGCGGGCGUACCUGAUCGACGUGGACACCUGGAGGCGGGCCCGUGACAAGACCUGCACCCUGUGCGCCAACCCCUACAUGGAGAAUCAGCUGCAGAAGCUGCCGCUGGCGGUGGUGGACUGGCGUGCCCUGCCGAGCUGCAGGAUGCAGGUCACCAGCACCUCCUUCCAAUCCAGCGAGGACUUCGCCAACAACAGCCAGACCGGCGUGGACAACAGCUGGAGGGUGGGGCUGGAACUGGGCGUCCCUCAGGCUCAGGCCUCUGUCAUCCUGGGGGGAUCCCACUCCCGGGCCGCCAAGGAAGCCAUGGAAAAGAGCAAGAAGGACAGGUUCAGCUUCAUCAGGCAGGAGUUCCUGUGCUCCUACUACAGCUACCGUCUCGUGGAGCACCCUCCCCUGCAUUCCGAAUUCUCCCGCGCCCUCAAGCGCCUCCCCCCCGUGUACAACAACCAGUCGAAGGCGGAGUACCGCCGGCUGAUCCACACCUACGGGACGCACUUCAGCAGGAAGGUGCAGCUGGGAGGGAGCGUGCGGAGUGUGACCGCGCUGCGUGUGUGCCAGGCAGCGCUCAGCGGCUACAGCGAGGAGGAGGUGAAGGACUGUCUGAACGCCGAGGCCUCGCUCACCGUGGGCAUCAGGGCCUCCGUGAAGACCGAGGCGCAGCACUGCAAGCACGACCUCCAGCAAAAGCACUCCAAGCAGAACUUCCACAGCCACUUCAGCGAGAGGUCUACUGAGGUGACGGGGGGCAAGUCGGGCGUCUCCGACCUGCUGUUUUCGGGAGUCUCCGACCCUGCGGCCUUCCGUGACUGGAUGGGCAGCCUGAAGGACACCCCGGACGUGGUCACCUACUCCCUGGACCCCAUGCACCUGCUGGUGCGCCGGCCAGAGAGGAAGAGGAGGGGGCUGAAGAAGGCUGUGGAGGACUACAUCCUGGAGCACGCCCUGCUCAAGAGAUGCUCCGCCAGGUGCUCGGGGGGUGCCACGCCCAGCUCCCAUGAUUCCUGCGACUGCGUCUGCCAGCCCAGUGGGCAGAUCAACAGCCACUGCUGCCCAACGGCGCCCGGCCUGGCCCGCAUCACCGUCACAGUGGAGCGUGCCGAGGGCCUGUGGGGGGACACCACCGACCAGACCGACGGCUUUGUCAAGGUCGCUGUCUGCGGCAAGACCACUCAGACCACGGUGCUCUACAACAACAACAACCCUGCCUGGAACGAGAAGUACGACCUGGGCGACGUGAAGCUGUCCCUCGCCUCCGAGCUGAAGCUGGAGGUGUGGGACGAGGACAACGCCUGGUACAAGCGGUGGAACGACCUUCUGGGGAGCUGCAAGGUCCAGCCCAAAGAGGGGUUCCACAAAGACAUAUGCCCGCUGAACCACGGCACGCUCUACUACUCCUACAAGGUGGAGUGUGCCCCAGGGCUAAGCGGGGACACAUGCGACAAGCACAAGCCUUCUCCCAUGAGCCCCAGCCUGGCAGAGCUCUACGCCUCCCGGAACAGCCUGAACAUGACCUCUGACCUCCUGGCUCAGAUCAGGAAGGGCUGGCCUGUCGCAGACCCCCUGCUCUCUGUGGGGAAGCUGAACAGGAACAGCAGUGAGGAUCAUCCCUGCCUCUCCACCCCUGCUGAGCCGUGA
Megalops cyprinoides (Indo-Pacific tarpon) is the source of this 1791-nucleotide messenger RNA. RefSeq names its product perforin-1-like. The coding region runs from base 1 to 1791 and encodes 596 amino acids. The record is from RefSeq and is a predicted model, not a curated record. Gene Ontology annotation, cellular component: membrane attack complex. Gene Ontology annotation, biological process: immune response. The transcript has 2 exons. Lineage: Eukaryota; Metazoa; Chordata; Actinopteri; Elopiformes; Megalopidae.